Messenger RNA from Pseudo-nitzschia multistriata, 1767 nucleotides. Lineage: Eukaryota; Bacillariophyta; Bacillariophyceae; Bacillariales; Bacillariaceae. The record is from the annotation of a GenBank genome assembly.
CACAACGGGAUCGUUCGCUUUUUGCGUGCAAGCCUCUUGCUGCGUUUUUUUUCAUGCAUCAAGCGGUUCCGAAAUCAAAACGCAAAGAUUUCCCCCUGGCAAACAAAAUUCCAAUCGCACAAAAUGCAUUCGUCGGAGCACGUCCGCAAUGGUUUCGGAUCCGCCCUCUUCGAAAGUCUUGGAAUUYAAACCAACUCCUCAGAAACGUCUCGWGCGUUUCUGGUUUUCAUUUUUGCACGACCGGAAAUGGUUUUAAAACCAUUUUUCGUCGUAGUUUUUGUACCAACUCUACGCAACUGGUUUCCGUAUCGGAACUGGUUAGCGAUCGAUAAAACCAUUCCCCGCAGUAAACAACUUUUCUGUGUAAGUUCUCUACCGACGCUACGGAAGCGGAUGCAUUGAGAUCCUUGUCUCCUGUUCAAUUUGUACCAUGCUCUACGAGAAGAAAUCCGCAAAGGCGAUCAGAAAAUUCACUUUUUGCUCAUUUCGACCCAUUUCGACCCACUUUGCUUUUCAUUUCUCUCUUCUCACAAUCGCAUUCAGAGGAUGAUCACCUCAGUGUAAAUGCCUGAAUCAACCAGCGGGUAGUGUUUGGGUAAGGGAAGUAGCCUGGCAAAGACCAGGACGCUUGGGGGAGAUGACCAUGCAUGCGGCAUGGAAGUCUCUCAACGUGUAACACCCCUCCCAUUCACCAUGAUCCUUAGCUGGAAGACAGGAUAGUCGUAAGUGGAACCCUGAGGGGCGGGAUAAGGAUUGGGAACCCAUGACCGUUGAACUGGAAAGAGCUAGCCCUUGUUGCCGCUAGCCCCCUGCCAGGCGGAAGACCAUGGCCAAUCCGACUCUAAAAAACGAGUGCCCGCCUUAAACAAGGCCCUGACAAAGCAUGUUAAUCGUGAUCUGGACCACACCGCCGGGAGGCGCGCGGUGUGGUUCCGCACUCUGAAGGUAAGGGAGAAUGUAAACGCCAGUGUAAACCACCAAGGGCCGUAGACCAUUGCAUAGGAAGUAGCCUACCACAGAGGGGGACGCUAGGGUAAAAUCUGAUGAGCGAUUCAGCAGAUGGAAACCUGACAAUCCUAUAGCAAUGGGGCUUCAACUUGGCGGGCUGGUUAGUCACACGCAAAAGCGUGAGAAGACAGAUGCAUGGAKAUUAUCAUAUCUGGUUAAUAAGGGUAAGGUAGGGGUAGCGGUAGCCGUGCCUAGCACAGGGCCGACCCCUCCGCCCGCCGGAACAGUGUCGAAUAGCCUGUGGGUACACAUGAUCAUCUUGUCCUGACAUACAUUCUCUCUCUGGGCACCGAGGCAGUAGCCGAGGGAACCUAAAAAAGCAACAACAACCCAAAAAAAACAACAAUCAACCAGCAAAGUGGAGCGACGGAAAGUGGAGCAUCGGUGAGUGGCGGGAAACAAACGCGCUUCGAUCGCGGUUCGAUUUGCCCGGCGGCCGGAUCGAUUCGGCGGGAACCUAAGAACGAGGAAUCCGUGCAAACAACGACCCUUCGACGACUCACGCGCAAAGCGACGCGGGAAAGAAACGGCGGAGCGCCGACCUGCCCACGCAAGGAUCCAAUCGAAGCAUUCGUCCGGUGCCAUCGCCGACCUAGCGCUGGCAUCUACGAUCGAGACCAUCGUCGUUGUCGUUAUGUUCGACGAGGGCAACGAUCGGAUCACCAUGGUGGUUGGUAAUGUUCAUGUUGUUUUGGUUUGAAUGGUCGAUAUGCAAUGAACAAAAUUACUAAAUUAUUAGAGUAAAUUAUGAAUAAAGAA